AUGACGAUCGCGGAGGAGUUUAGGUCGCGAAACUUUAGUAUUUACGGUCAAUGGACCGGUGUCAUAUGCGUCCUUCUCUGCUUCGCCGUCGGCAUCGCAAAUCUCAUCUCCCUCCCCCGCCUCAUCUGGAUAUUCAGCGUAAUCUGCCUAAUCUCCUCCUUCGUCAUCAUCUUCGUCGAGAUCCCGCUCCUCCUGCGCAUCUGCCCGACAUCCGCCAAGUUCGACACCUUCGUCCGCCGCUUCGAGACAAACUACAUGCGCGCGGCCUUCUACGGCGUUCUGAGUGUUAUCCAGUGGCUCAGCCUCAUCUUCGGCUCGUCGAGCUUGGUGGCCGCGGCUGUGUUCCUGCUGUUUGCGGCACUCUUCUAUUUGGCGGCUGGGAUUAAGGGACAGGGGUUUGUGGGGAGCAAGACGCUGGGAGGACAUGGGGUUGCGCAGAUGAUUGUUUGA
This is a messenger RNA of Coniosporium apollinis CBS 100218, 450 nucleotides long. Its product is annotated as golgi apparatus membrane protein TVP18. Gene Ontology annotation, biological process: vesicle-mediated transport. The transcript has 4 exons. Gene Ontology annotation, cellular component: Golgi membrane. The record is from RefSeq and is a predicted model, not a curated record. Bases 1 to 450 code for a protein of 149 amino acids. Lineage: Eukaryota; Fungi; Ascomycota; Dothideomycetes.